Messenger RNA from Ruditapes philippinarum (Manila clam), 911 nucleotides. Its product is annotated as sigma non-opioid intracellular receptor 1-like. Bases 1 to 702 code for a protein of 233 amino acids. NCBI's taxonomy places the organism in Eukaryota, Metazoa, Mollusca, Bivalvia, Venerida, Veneridae. The record is from RefSeq and is a predicted model, not a curated record. The transcript is spliced from 4 exons. Gene Ontology annotation, cellular component: endoplasmic reticulum.
AUGAAAACAAUGAUGUCAAUAUUACAUUUUACAUUCAAAUUAUCUUUUGUUGCAAUUAUUUUAUACAUAAUUCUGAAUAGAUGGAUGGUUUAUAAGUCAUAUACGUUUUGUGACAAAUCUGUAGAGGCAAUUACCCUGAAACAUUUGGGGAAAGAUAUUAACAUAGCCUAUGACAACAUUAACAAAGAAUUUCAGGAAAAAUACCCGGGACAUAUACUACCAGAGGAAGAUCAACAAUGGAUCUUUAUGAACGCUGGGGGUUGGAUGGGAAGUAUGAAAAUACUUCAUGCAUCAUUGACAGAGUAUGUGCUGCUUUUUGGAACUGCAAUAAAUACAUCAGGAAAUUCAGGUAGAUACUGGGCUAACAUAUCUGACACUAUACUAACAGGCUCGUUCAGACAGUGGCAGGAGGGUAAUAUCCAUUCUACAAUGUUCAAACCAGGGGACACAGUUUAUCAUUACUGGGGAGAGGCAUCAGCUGUAGAAUGGACAGCAGGGACAUGGAUGGUGGAGUAUGGUCGUGGAUUUAUACCCUCAACUCUUGGAUUUGCCCUGGCUGACACACUGUUUUCUACGCAAGACUUUGUGACGCUUUUCUAUAUCUUAAGAGUGUAUGCAAAGGCUCUGUUGCUUGAGGGGACUACUUUUUUGUACGAGUUUAAUCCAGCUGAAAUGUUCUCUGGCAGUGAAUCGGCUAGCUGAUAAUGGCAUGUGUUUUAAAAUAUAGAAUUUAUUAAAUCUAGUAACACUGAAUCAAACCAUUACAGUGAGGUAUUUGAUCAGUAAUAUUUAUUUGUGAUAUGCCUUUUUUAUCAUAACUUUGUAAGGCAAAAAUAAGAUAUAUAAUUAUUUUGAAAUCAUUUAUUAUUUUUAAGAUUGGAAUAACUAUAUUAGUUGUUUAAGAUAUGUGC